Molecule: messenger RNA, 2067 nt
Organism: Erythranthe guttata (spotted monkey flower)
Lineage: Eukaryota; Viridiplantae; Streptophyta; Magnoliopsida; Lamiales; Phrymaceae
Product: protein NRT1/ PTR FAMILY 4.6
Biological process (GO): transmembrane transport
Cellular component (GO): membrane
Molecular function (GO): transmembrane transporter activity
Source: RefSeq, a predicted model, not a curated record
CUCCCUCUUAUAUAAUAUAUAUAAUAUAUAUAUAAUAAUUAUACUCUGUCACAGAGAGAUUCUCGGUCAAACUAUUUCAGAGUGAAUUGAUAUAAUUUUGAACAAGAGGGAUCGGAGAAAUAAUUAAUAAUUAAAAAUGGAAAUGGAGAAGCAGUUGAGUAGUACAUGGGAGGGUUAUGUUGAUUGGAGGGGUAAACCUUCUCUCAGAGCCAAACAUGGCGGCAUGCUCGCUGCCUCCUUCGUUUUGGUUGUGGAGAUAUUUGAGAAUCUGGCGUAUCUGGCAAAUGCAAGCAACUUGGUGUUGUACCUAACGGAGUACAUGCACUUCACGCCGUCGGAAUCUGCUAACGCCGUCACUAAUUUUAUGGGCACCGCCUUCCUUCUGGCCCUCCUCGGUGGCUUCUUAUCCGACGCCUUCUUCACCACUUAUCAAAUCUACCUUAGUAGCGCCGUUAUUCAAUUCCUGGGAUUAGUAAUACUCACAGUGCAAGCACAAUCAGGUUCACUAAAACCACCCAAAUGUGACCAAAAUAUGCCAUGUCAUCAAGUACAUGGUGCACAAGCUGCAAUGUUGUUCAUUGGCCUUUAUCUAGUUGCCCUAGGAGUUGGAGGAAUUAAGGGCUCUUUACCCACGCACGGAGCCGAGCAAUUUGACGGAAAUACCCCUCAAGGAAGAAAGCAACGUUCGACUUUCUUCAACUAUUUCGUCUUUUCCCUUGCGUGCGGCGCCCUAAUUGCCGUCACAUUCGUCGUUUGGGUUGAAGACAACAAGGGUUGGCAAUGGGGUUUCGGAAUCUCCACAUUGACGAUAUUGUUGUCGAUUCCGAUCUUUCUAGGAGGUUCUAGAUUUUACAAGAACAAGAUUCCUCUUGGAAGUCCACUUACAACCAUAUCUAAGGUUUUGAUAGCUUCAUUACUAAACACAUGCAUGGCAAGGAGCUCGAGCAACGCAAUUGCAAGCAUGUCGACGAGCCCUACACCAAACGAAGACGAAAUCACUACGCGAAACACACCCAAAAACAACACACCAUCGACAUCAGAAAAUCAAGAAUUACAAGAUACGACAAUAUCAUCCGAAUCGCCAUCGCAAAGCCUUAAAUUUCUCAACCGAUCGGUGAUAAACAAGCCCGCAUUCGACGUACUCAAAUGCUCGGUCCAACAAUUGGAGGAAGUGAAAAUCGUCAUAAAAAUCCUCCCAAUUUUUGCGUGCACCAUAAUCCUCAACGCUUGUCUAGCUCAACUCUCGACUUUCUCGGUCCAACAAGCCGCCACAAUGGACACUAAACUCGGAGCCCUAAAAGUCCCGCCAGCUUCACUCCCCGUUUUCCCGGUCGUUUUCAUCAUGAUCAUCGCCCCGUUGUACGACCACGUGAUAAUCCCGUUUGCCCGUAGGGCAACGAAAUCCGAAACGGGAGUGACUCAUCUCCAAAGAAUCGGAGUAGGGUUGGUUUUGUCCAUAUUAGCAAUGGCGGUAGCUGCAUUGGUCGAAAUCAAGCGGAAGAGGGUGGCGACCGAAACGGGCCGGGUCGGGUCGGAGGGCCCGUUGCCCAUUUCGUUUUUGUGGAUCGGGUUUCAAUACUUGUUUCUCGGGUCGGCGGAUCUUUUUAGCCUAGCCGGUUUGCUAGAGUUUUUCUUCACGGAGGCUCCGUUUAGCAUGAGGUCGUUGGCUACUUCGCUAUCGUGGGCCUCGUUGGCUAUGGGGUACUAUUUGAGCACGGUUAUCGUGUCGGUGGUUAACGGUGUUACGGGUGUUUCGAAGCACAAGGCGUGGCUUUCGGGAAGCAACUUGAAUGAUUACCACUUGGAGAGAUUCUAUUGGCUGAUGUGCUUGUUGAGUGGAUUGAACUUCUUGCAUUAUCUUUUCUGGGCUAGAAAGUACAAGUACAGAUCCACGGCGACUAAUUAAUUAGUAGUGUUUUUCUUUUCUUUUCUUUUUUUCGGCUUAAUUAGUUAAUGAUGCUAGUUUUUUUAAGAUUAGGGUUCUUGUUUUGUAAGAUCGUGUUUCAUGAUUUAAGUUCUGAUAUACGAGUUAUAAUCUGGUUAGUACUGUUGAGAUUUUAUUUUUGU